CCGAAUUGUCCAACCAGCUCCGAGGGUCGAAUCGCUGUUGCCUCGACGAUAGAGACCACGCUGAUAAGCGUUCAGUUCUAUUAUGUGGGUCCUAUGAAAGCGUGCUGCACUGACCGGAUAUGAGAAUAACAACCAUCCUUAUCGGCGAGGAAAUGCCCCUCAACCUCGGCACAUAUCUUCUCGUAGAACGCGGCCGUCGUGAAGAUGGUCACCAGCACAUUUGGCUGCGCCGCAGCCAGCCGAUUGCCGAGGGCGCAGAGAGGGCGGAUGUGUCCUGUCGCCCAGUCAGAAAGGUAACGAGCAGAAUAUGCAGAUGAUCGGACAUGGAAUGACGGUGCAGCAAGAUGCUGACCGCGAGCCACUUCCGCUAGAAAUAAGUACAAAAUUGUCUGGUGCGGGGCCCGUCGAUGAACACUUCCACAUGUUUUUCGAAUAGGAUUGCGGAGGUAUUAGGUGUCGGGAACCAGUCCCCGCCGACGAGUAUCCCGUCCAUCCAUUUCGGGGGCCGGUCGCUGUCGUCGACUGGACGGCGAACAACAGCUUGCCUGGCAGUCAUAUCAGUGAUGCGGAUUAAUCCCGUAGCCUAAUAGAUUCAUAAUCCUGUAGCCUAAUAGAUUCACCUUAAGCCCAGACAAA
Molecule: messenger RNA, 636 nt
Organism: Mycena citricolor
Lineage: Eukaryota; Fungi; Basidiomycota; Agaricomycetes; Agaricales; Mycenaceae
Source: the annotation of a GenBank genome assembly